This is a messenger RNA of Cutaneotrichosporon oleaginosum, 1596 nucleotides long. RefSeq lists its product as uncharacterized. The record is from RefSeq and is a predicted model, not a curated record. Lineage: Eukaryota; Fungi; Basidiomycota; Tremellomycetes; Trichosporonales; Trichosporonaceae.
AUGCUCAACUCUUCCCCUUCAAGCUCCACAUCUGACAGCUCUUUCGACGAUUGGCACAAGGUUGCCGCGGCCACCUCGGACAGCAGCACUCAGCCCAGCAUCAGCGACCCCGUCUCUCCUAUGGACGCUUUCAAGGCCGAGCCCGACAAGCCGUCGGCCGAGACCGCAUCUCCGCUUCCUCCAGCCCACGUUGCAAUCUCUACGUUGGACGGGCAGGAGCAUAGGGUGGAGACGUGGCACCUUCUCAGCCACAGCGGCGUUCUUCGCAACCUUCUCUUUUACAAGCCCAAUGUGCCAACCAUCGUGCUCCCCGACUUUGCGUUCUGUCGCUCCAAAACACUCCUCCUCUUCCUCAAGCUCGUGAAGACUGGUACACUUCCGUGCACCGACCGCACCAGUCUCGUCAACCUGGCCAAGUUCAUCAAGCACUUCGACUGCGCCCCCACCCAGAAGAUGCUCCUCACCCAUCUCCGUGACCGCCUGCACGAAGGCUGGGCGUACCACCUCACGACUUUCGCUUGUGCCGCUGUCCUUAACUGCGUCGACACCUGCGUCGCGGCCCUCCAGGCACCCGUCCGCUGCUGGCAGGAGGUGCCUCACGUCGCGUACUCGACUGCUGGGACGCUCGGCAAGAACAUGCUCCGUCCCGCCCACUGGCCCCUUGAGGCCUUUUACGAGGUGCCCACGCCCUUCUUUGUUGCCCUCAUUCGCGCGUAUAGCGAGUACGACAAGCCGCCGCCCAAGGACCAGAAGGACGCGCCCGAGACCGAGGCACUUCCCCGUCUUUUCCGCCGCAAGAUCGGUAGCGUGAUUAGCACGGAUGCCGAGGAGCACGAUGCCGAGAACCCCCCAGCCCUCCGACCUGUACUCAGCCGGAAAUCCUCGAGAGGCCUCAUUACGGACGACCCCGAGUGGACCGAGGGCGAUGUAGAGCUGAUAAGCUCCGACAAUGUCCGAUUUCGCAUACCGACCUACGUCCUAUCUCAGAGCUGCGCCAUGAGAGACCUCUUUCAACUCGACCCCGAACAAGAUCGUACCAUCGCCUUCCUCGACCCCGAGUUCGAGCUCGCCAUGGUUCUUCGCCUCUUUUUCAAGUUUGUAACCCAGGGCGAUCUACGCGAUGCCGACCUCGACGAGUUUACCAUCUCUCUUACGCACUUCGCCCGGUUUCUCGUCAAGUGGGACUGCGCCGUCGCCCGCAUACACUUUCUCACCUGGCUUCGCGACGAGGUUCGAUCCCCACAUAAAGUAAGACGCGUCGGGCCCCUCACGACCUUCAAAGUCGGCGCUAUUCUCGGCUGUCACAAGACGUGUGCCGCUGCGCUAGACUCUCCAAUUGGAGCUAUCAAGUCGCCUCAUGACCCCUACCCCACCGUCGAGUACAACAUUCUCGACCCGUCGCGCUGGAGCAUCGACAAUCUUGUAGACGUCCCGGUCGAAUACCACUGGGCUCUUCAACGAGCCUUCAACCGGCACCGCUGUCAGUUCAUUAUGGUCGGCAGUACUCGGCGGAUAACUAGCCUCGGCGUCUUGUUCACGACAUACAUGCGCCAGGCUCCAAGGGGUUUCACGACGACGUCGGACAAGCGUAUGUAG